Theileria equi strain WA is the source of this 1710-nucleotide messenger RNA. RefSeq names its product heat shock protein 60, putative. Gene Ontology annotation, biological process: protein refolding. Gene Ontology annotation, molecular function: ATP-dependent protein folding chaperone; ATP binding. NCBI's taxonomy places the organism in Eukaryota, Apicomplexa, Aconoidasida, Piroplasmida, Theileriidae. The transcript has 3 exons. The record is from RefSeq and is a predicted model, not a curated record. The coding region runs from base 1 to 1710 and encodes 569 amino acids.
AUGAUACUUUCCACACUAAGGAAGAAUGACCUAGUUAACAGGGCCACUCGUUCCAUGAAGGCGUCUUUCAGCCAACAUCGCUACGUAAGCAAGGAUAUAAAGCAUGGAACUGACUGCAGACAAGGCCUCCUUGCUGGGUGUAACCAGCUGGUAGACGCAGUGAGUGUCACCUUGGGACCAAAGGGAAGAAACGUGAUCAUCGCAUCUCCGUUCGGUCCUCCAAAGAUAACAAAAGAUGGUGUUACUGUUGCAAAGUCCAUUGAAUUGUCCGAUAAGUUGGCAAAUAUGGGUGCACAAUUGAUCAAACAGGUCUCUUCGAACACAAAUGACAAGGCUGGAGAUGGAACAACAACCGCUGCAGUACUUGCUAGAGCCAUAUUUCAGCGUGGAUGUAAACUUGUGGACUCUGGAAUGAAUCCCAUGGAUCUUCUUAGAGGAAUAAAUUUGGCCGUUGACAAGGUAACAUCAUUCCUAGACACUUUAAAGAAGGAGGUUACAACAGAUGAAGAAAUUUUAAAUGUAGCGACAAUCUCCGCAAAUGGAGAUAAGGUAGUUGGUAAACUUAUUACCGAUGCCAUGGGAAAAGUUGGAAAGGAAGGAACUAUAACUGUCGUAGAAGGAAAAACCUUGAAUCAUGAGUUGGAACUUGUAGAAGGAAUCAAAUGGGAUAAGGGCUACAUCUCACCUCAUUUCGUUACAAAUGUGAAAGAUAUGAAGGUGGAGUUGGACCGUCCAUAUGUCCUCCUCUGCAACGAAAAAGUUUCCAAUGUCAAAACAAUUUUGCCAAUUUUGGAACACGUGCUCCAACAACAAGCUCCACUUCUGCUUGUAGCCGAAGAUGUCGAUGGAGAAGCUCUCGCUGUAUUGAUAGUGAACAAACUUCGUCUCGGUAUUAAAGUUUGCGCUGUGAAGGCUCCAGGUUUUGGAGAACACAGAAAGGCAACACUCUUGGAUAUAGCCGAAAUGACUGGUGCUACCGCAGUUGGUGAUGAUAGCUCAUUCUCCGGACAAUCUGACAAUAACUACGUCUCGUUUUUGGGAAGAGCAAAGAGUGCAACAAUUACAAAGGACCACACUAUCAUUGUUGAAGGUAUGGGCGAUAAGGCUAGGAUCGAGGAAAGAUGUGAAGGAAUUAGAGCACUGAUCAAAAACUGCGAUUCAGAGUACGAAAAGGAUAAGCUUAAGGAGAGACUUGCCAGAUUAACUGGGGGAGUUGCAAUUAUUAGAGUUGGAGGAGCUAGUGAAGUGGAGGUUAACGAAAUAAAGGAUCGUGUAGAAGAUGCAUUGUGCGCAACAAAGGCUGCUGUUGAGGGUGGAAUUGUUCCUGGUGGUGGAAGCGCACUUUUGUAUGCAUCAAAAGUGUUGGAAGGCCUCAAGACCGAAAACUACGACCAAAAGGUCGGAGUAGACAUUGUAAAGGAAGCUAUCCAAGCUCCAGUAAAGCAGAUUGCUACCAACGCUGGAUAUGAAGGAGCUGUAAUUGCAGAGAAUUUACUCAAGGCUGGAGACCAUCUCCAGGGCUUUAACGCGCAAACUGGAAAGUACUGCAAUAUGUUUGAUGAGGGAAUCUUGGAUCCAACAAAGGUCGUAAAAACCGCCUUGACCGAUGCUGCCUCCGUAGCAUCUCUCAUGACGACCUCAGAGGUCGCAAUAUUCGACGCUAAAACUGAUAAACCAGAGGAACCCGCGCCAAAUCAGCCUCUAUACUAA